This is a messenger RNA of Leptopilina heterotoma, 1678 nucleotides long. RefSeq names its product G/T mismatch-specific thymine DNA glycosylase-like. Gene Ontology annotation, cellular component: nucleus. Gene Ontology annotation, molecular function: mismatch base pair DNA N-glycosylase activity. Lineage: Eukaryota; Metazoa; Arthropoda; Insecta; Hymenoptera; Figitidae. The transcript has 2 exons. Bases 136 to 1224 code for a protein of 362 amino acids. The record is from RefSeq and is a predicted model, not a curated record. Gene Ontology annotation, biological process: base-excision repair, AP site formation.
CAAAUUUUGAAUGAAAAUGAGCUGUGAAUCGCGCAAACUUAUUAGAAUCAUAUGUAAAUAUUAUCGAAAUAAGAGGUGGCAGGUUAUAAAGUUUUAAAUUUGUUUUUAUAUUGAAAGAUAAUAGUUGAAAUAAAAAUGGCUCGUCCACUGUCUUUGAGUAAAUUGAAAAAAAGGACACUGCCGGAAAUUAACUCAAAGCCAAAGGCAAAAAUGAAUAGAUUCAAUGGCCUCACGGAAGAGGAAGUGCAAAAAAAUAGUCCUCCACUUCCCGACUAUUUAAAAAUGGACCUGGACAUUGUUUUCGUUGGAAUAAAUCCAAGUCUCACUGCCGCUUAUCGAGGACGUUAUUACGCUGGUCCGGGCAAUCAUUUUUACAAACUCCUCCACGAAUCUGGACUUGUGUCAAACUUUAUAAAUUUCGAGGAAGACGAACAACUUUUAAAUUAUGGAAUUGGCCUCACAAAUAUCGUCGAUCGAGCCACGCGAUCAUCAGCCGAUUUAACUCGAACUGAAAUUAAACAAGGUUCAAUAAUUAUCAGAAAAAAAUUACAACAAUUCAAACCAAAAAUCGCCGUAUUUAACGGACGUUGCAUUUACGAUGUUUUCGCCUCAAAGACAGGAAAAUCCGAUUUCUACUUUGGCCUUCAACCCGAAAGAAUUGACGAUACUGCAAUUUGGGUCGUUCCAUCAAGCAGUGCAAGAUGUUCAAAUUUUCCCCGAAUGAUUGAUAAAUUAAAAUUUUAUUUAUCACUGAAAAAAUAUUUAUCCUUUCUAAAAGGUGAAAUUCACGAUGUCAAUGGCAAGGAAUUUUAUUUCACGGAAAAAAAUGAAACAUCAAAAAUGUGGAGGGGAAAAAAAUCUUUAUUUUCAAAUGGUGGGAAAGUUGUCAACAAAGUGGCGUUAAAUUCAGAAAAUUCUGACGACGACAUUUCUUCUGUUAGUAAUGAAUUUGUCAUCAAGGAAAUUAAAAGUCUCAAUGGAAUAGAAAAAUUACCAUCAAUUGAAAAUAAUUCUCUCAAUGGAAAGAAAUUAAUUGAAAUUAAUCACGAUGGGGGAAAAUUAAGAGAUUCUUCAAAAGCACUUGAAAUGAAAAAUAGAGAUAAAAUUAAUUUCCAAAAAUUGUCUCCCAUUAUCAGAAAAAGAGAAAAUUCCUCAGAUUUUUUGAGUUUAAUUAAACAAAGAGUCGAGGCGAAGAAAAGAAAAGCAGACGAGGAAAAUUUUUAGUUCAUGUGCCUUUAUUUUAAUUGAUUUUAUUCAUAAAAAAUUUUUUUAAAUUUAAUUUUUCUUUAUUUCUUUAGACAAUUUUCUAAUAAAUUUAAAUUCUAUUAUACAAAAUUACAAAUUUAAAUUUCAAAUUAAAAAUUACAAAUUUUUUUCAUUGAAAUUAAAUUUUAAUUUGAAAACAAGUCUUUAAGACUAACUUUUUUAUGAAAGAAACAUAUUUUAAUUUAAACUUAAUUUUAGAAACAAAACAAAUACAAUUAAAAUGGAAAAAAAUAUUUAAUUCCAAUCAAACUUUAGAUAAAUUAAUUAGAAUUGAAUAAUAAAAAUAAAAAAAGGAAUUUUUCACUAUAAAAAAAGGAUACAAUAGACAAAUAAAAGGAGUAAAUUGAAUAAUCUGGGAAAAGAAAUGACCUUCAAAAGCUGAUAAAUUCUCGUUGCACAAAAAAUGAAUAUU